UCAGAGCCAAAGAGGCAAGGAGGCUCGGCAGUCCCCGAACCCUGGACAUCCCAACUCAGGCCGACUGCUUGCCUCUCUCUCCGCAGAUCAGCCCGGUCAACCACCCCCCCGCUGCCGACUUGUCGGUCCCAUCUGCUCGCUCUGUUGCAUGAUAUGUGA
Messenger RNA from Colletotrichum paranaense, 159 nucleotides. RefSeq lists its product as uncharacterized. The record is from RefSeq and is a predicted model, not a curated record. The annotation marks the transcript as partial. NCBI's taxonomy places the organism in Eukaryota, Fungi, Ascomycota, Sordariomycetes, Glomerellales, Glomerellaceae. The transcript has a single exon.